Messenger RNA from Numida meleagris (helmeted guineafowl), 828 nucleotides. RefSeq names its product rap guanine nucleotide exchange factor 3-like. The record is from RefSeq and is a predicted model, not a curated record. Lineage: Eukaryota; Metazoa; Chordata; Aves; Galliformes; Numididae. Gene Ontology annotation, biological process: intracellular signal transduction.
ACCCCGCUUUUGGAUGCUGAAUCCUCCCUGGACUAUGGACACAGCCUUACCCAGGCAUCCUCGGAGAAGAUCUGGCGAGCCGGGAAGCUCCUCUUCACCUUCCUCACCAGCACCAGCCCCGGCCUCAUCCGGGACCACAAGCAUCACCUGCGGCACCACAGGAGGUGCUGCUCCGGGAAGGAGCUGGUGGACUGGAUGCUGAACGCAGAGCUGGGCAUCCAGACGCGGAGCCAAGCCAUCGGCGUGGGGCAGGUGCUGGUGGACGGCGGGGUCCUGACCCACGUGAAGCAGGAGUGGCAUUUCCAGGACAAGGACACCCAGUUCUAUCGUUUUGCUGAGCUGGAGCUGAGCCCUGAGCACCGCAUGGGGCUGAGGGAUGCGGAGGAGCUGCUGGAGGCGGUGACCUUCCUGGCACAGCUGGGGCCCGACGCACUGCUCACCAUGGCCCUGCGCAAACCACCUGCCCAGCGCACGGAGGACGAGCUGGAGCUCAUCUUUGAGGAGCUGCUCCACAUUAAAGCCGUGGCUCACCUCUCCAACUCGGUGAAGCGGGAGCUGGCGUCCGUGCUGAUGUUCGAGUCGCACCAGCGAGCUGGCACCGUGCUGUUCAGCCAAGGGGAUAAAGGCACCUCGUGGUACAUCGUCUGGAAGGGUUCGGUGAACGUGGUCACCCACGGCAAGGGCUUAGUGGCCACGUUGCACGAAGGGGACGACUUCGGGCAACUGGCGCUGGUGAACGACGCUCCCCGAGCAGCCAGCAUCAUCCUGAGGGAGGACAACUGCCACUUCCUGCGGGUGGACAAGCAGGACUUCAACCGCAUCCUCAAG